Frieseomelitta varia is the source of this 2389-nucleotide messenger RNA. Its product is annotated as leucine-rich repeat-containing protein 4B-like. Lineage: Eukaryota; Metazoa; Arthropoda; Insecta; Hymenoptera; Apidae. The transcript has 4 exons. The coding region runs from base 74 to 1375 and encodes 433 amino acids. Gene Ontology annotation, molecular function: protein binding. Gene Ontology annotation, cellular component: extracellular matrix. The record is from RefSeq and is a predicted model, not a curated record.
UAGUCGGUCCCGGUGUGAUCGAUUUAAACGAAAUCGAAAUUCCAUCGUGUAUAUUUAGUGUACCACCUGGACAAUGUGGCUCGGGACUAUCACUAUCCUCGUCCUAAUUGUUACCACGAACUCGAAGUUGGUGGAUUUAUCUGGGCGUGGAUUGAAGAAAGAAGACUUUUUCGUGAAUAUUCAAACGCAGAUGAAUCUGCAAGAAAUCACCGAUCUUAUUCUACAGAAGAAUGAAUUCGACAGUUUUCUCGAUUGUUCUACGAACCUCGCGAAUCUGAGAACUCUGGACUUGUCGCAGAAUCAUCUUCAAAGGUUCUUCUUUCUCUGCAAGGACGAGUACAAUUUGCAAGUGUUGAACGUCAGUCACAAUAAGCUUGAAUACAUCGAUGACAAUGCCUUCAACGACCGAAUUCCGAAGCUCAAGAUACUCGAUCUCUCGUGGAAUAGACUAUCGAUUGUUAACGAGACUAUGCUCGAGCAUUUCAAAGUUUUGGAAUACCUUACGUUGGCCAACAAUCCGAUCAACAACGGAAUUCAUGAAAACGCUUUCUGGAACUUGAAGGCGCUGCGAUAUUUGAAUCUGAGCAACGUGUCGUCGUCGUAUUUCUCCUCGGAGUUUUUCAAAACGCUGACCAACUUAUCUACCCUAGAUUUAUCAGAAAAUCCCAUCAGCGUGAUUCCGUUGCUGCCAGCUAAUCUAGAAGAGCUCGACUUAUCCAACACUCACGUGUCACGAUUACGAGGCAUUUCUUUACCCGGGUUGCGAGAAUUGAAACUGAACAGCAUGAAAAAUUUAACAGAAUUGUUACUCAAUGACUUCGAAAACUUGACCAGUCUGGAAACAUUAUCCUUGGACGGAUCAAAGGCACUGACGUUUUUUAAAAUGAGUCCGUUUAACGACCAUAUUUUGCCACGACUGCAACGACUCUCGGUGAGGAACUGCGGACUAAGAACUUUGUCCCAUAGCCUUCUGUCGAUAAUAAAGAGAACGCCGAUUUUGAAUCUGGAGGACAAUCCUUGGCACUGCGACUGCAAAAUGCAGUGGCUAAGUACGUCAAAUGCUACAAAGCUUAUCAGCCGACAAAUCAAAUGCAGAACUCCAAAGCAGCACGCGAACAAACAACUAAACGAGAUACCAAGUUACGAACUCGAAUGCGAAGACGAUGGAUCGAUGUUCCAUCCAAUACUGUGGGCCUCCGUUUUUAUACUAGUCGUGGCAAUUACCAUGGCCGUGGGCUUCUUCCUGCUGAGACGAUCGCUGGGUCGCUGGGACAUCAGGCGGAAGAACCGGGACACGGUCACCUACACGAACGUCGACGAGUCGUCGAACGAUUUGGUGAGAAUUCUGGCGGUCAACGAACGGAACGAGGAGUGAACGAACGAACGCGAAAGAGCAAAAUUUUUAGAAAUGUAUUAGCUUAGAAUAUAAACGAUAGUUUCUCAAUUUGUGGAAACAAACCGAUGGGUUAGGAACUGAGUCUGAAUCGUGCCGAGUUUCGUGCAGACUAACGUGUAGGAUGUUUCAAAAUUAGAAAGUCGAAAUUCCAAUGAUCGAAAAUAUUGUUGAAACCGAGGUGAUCUUUUGCGCAGAAAUAAAUUAAAAGUGUAGGAAAUUUUUGUAACCAAAGAAAAUCGAUUUUGCCGUUGUGGCUGACUGUAAGAUGUACUGUAAUAAUUAAUUGUAAAAUACGUCUGCACAGUUUUAUGUAUAAAAAGAGCAAGAUUAUAUCAGUGACCACUUUAGCUACAUACGCACUAUCAAAUGCAUACGUAUGAAACUUCGCACUUGAUUUAUUUUUGCGCGAAGAAGCAUCUUCUGUCUACUCGUACAAUACCAGAAGUUAAUCUAAUCGGCAAGGGAAGAUAUCAGUUCGGAGGCGUUGAAGUGUGAAUUGUUGACGUUUUGAACUCUCUGCGCAGAUAUCGAUAUCGCGGCGUGAAAGUUCGCGAACUUUCAUCGAUUAACCUGUUAACUUGUUUCUCGUUGCCCGAUGGGAAAUUUCAUCGAUCGUCGAACGAGCGUUCGCGUCGCCAAUUUUGGGACAUCCUGUACGGCUAAUUUUCUAUACACUUUCUACGUACAGCGGCAGACACACGAGCCGGCGGGAUGAAUUAACCAUGUCUUCAUAUAUAAAUAGAUUUAACGAGUAACAUUGUACAGCGGGUGGGCAUCAAUAGGCUUUGUGCCGAGUCGCCACGCGUCGAAACGCGGAAAAACGAGCCGUAAAUACAGGAGGCAGGAGGGCAGCGUAACAGACCGACUCUGGCGCAUCCCUUGAACCUCGAAACACCGUAGCAACCUCGAGUGCUUGAGCAUCGUCUGGAGUGGCACGAUCAACAAUGUGGGACUUCUUUGUGAAUCGAAUAAAACGUCUUUUUUGUCGGCACA